Messenger RNA from Mugil cephalus (flathead mullet), 1574 nucleotides. It is a transcript of the gene golga7ba, whose product is annotated as golgin A7 family, member Ba. Gene Ontology annotation, biological process: peptidyl-L-cysteine S-palmitoylation; protein targeting to membrane. The record is from RefSeq and is a predicted model, not a curated record. Lineage: Eukaryota; Metazoa; Chordata; Actinopteri; Mugiliformes; Mugilidae. The transcript has 5 exons. Bases 81 to 593 code for a protein of 170 amino acids. Gene Ontology annotation, cellular component: palmitoyltransferase complex.
UACCGCCUCAAGCCCCGCCCUCCCCCUCCCCCCUACACACUCCCCUCUCUCCCCGUGUCCCACUAAAGCGAUUUCAGCGCAUGCAGGGACUCGUCCCCACGGCCACGGAUGGCAACAUGGCGACAGAGUUUCACAACCUGCAGGAGCUGAGGCACAGCGCAUCUCUGGCCAACAAAGUGUUCAUCCAGAGAGACUACAGUGAGGGGACCACCUGCAAGUUUCAGACUAAGUUCCCCUCUGAGCUGGAGAGCAGGAUUGAGAGGACUUUGUUUGAGGACACUGUAAAGACGCUGAAUAACUACUACGCAGAGGCAGAGAAGAUCGGAGGACAGUCCUACCUAGAGGGUUGUCUGGCCUGUGCUACAGCUUAUCUCAUCUUCCUCUGCAUGGAGACACGUUAUGAAAAGGUGUUGAAGAAGAUAGCCAAGUACAUUCAGGAGCAGAACGAGAAGAUCUAUGCGCCCAGGGGUUUGCUCAUCACAGAUCCCAUAGAAAGGGGAAUGCGUGUUAUAGAGAUUUCCAUCUACGAGGACCGGGGCUCCAGUGGCUCCAGCUCAGGGAGCAGCUCUGUGUCCGGCAGCACCGCCCGAUGACCGGGUGCAUCCUGAAACCGUGUCCGCCUGAUCACUCGCAACCCUGGAGGAGGGCUUAGGAAAACCAUGCUACUCAUGUUCCAACACCUGUACACCCCUUAAUAUAUUCUCACACAAAGGAUUCACUAGCUUUUGUUGCUCCUGAUCAUCAUCAUCACAUGCUGAUUCUUCGCUUUUCAACACUUUAAAACAUGCUCAAGAAACAUGCACAAACUUUGCUGCGGUUGUGUUGUGAUGCAAUGUCUCGAUGUAAAGGAAGCUAGUAAUGCUUUGCCGGAUCAUGCCGUUCUUUUUUUAAGUUAAAACAAAAAGGAGGAAGGAAGCACUGAAACAGAAGUGUGUACCACAAACCUCAUACCUCAGCCACCACCAAUGCACAACACUGGAUCAUGAGACUAGACGGAACUUCUUUUCGGUUUAGAGCUAAGGAUGUGCAAGAAACGCAACUCAAAGAGGUCAGAUUAAUAGUACAAAACACCUCCUCCUCCUCCUCCACCUCUGCUGUGAAUCAUGCAGAUGAAUGUCAUCCAACCCGUCCGUGCAUAUAAUGUAGCAGAUCUUCCAUAUUUCUCACAUGAAGCCUACAUUUUUAUUUUUGACAUGCAGACACAUGCACAAAUCCAAGUACUAACCUCUUGGUCUCACUGAGCGAGACCAACUCUUCCUAAAUUUUGAUUAUGCAAAGACUCGGCGUGCAACAGAUGCAGCAGUAAGUAGAGAAGGGAUGGGUCAAAAAGUCUUCCUGAAUCGUACCAGUAGUGUUUGAAACAUACACCAACCCUUCUUUGAUUCAUGGAUAAACUUCCAAAGAACAAUAACUGCCAAAAAAAACAACAACAACAGGCUCACAAAUGUGAAUGUGUCUUUUAUUUUGGUGACAUUUUGUGCAAGAACUAAUUUUCGUACUGCUUGUUGUUUGAUACACACGGUAAUGAAGUACAUAUGACUGGUGUCAAAUAAACAGUUUCAUCACAGACCUCA